GCAGUCGUACGGUGAAUUAAAGUACACGCUAAUUGGCAGAAAAAAAAGAAAAAAAAGAAAAAAAAAAAAGAAAGAGGGAAAGCGUAACCCAAUAUGCGCAAGCGCGAUUCCUCAGAUUCUGAUUCCUCAGAAGCCCAUGAGAGCUCGAGUUCCGAGGAAGAUGGAACUUCCGGUGGUCGGAAAACCCAGGUCGAAAAGGGCGUGUCGGAGUACGAGAAACAGAGGCUGUCGAGAAUUGCGGCGAUCAAGGCCAGAAUGGAGGCUAUGGGUCUUCCCCAAAUGGCUUCCUCUUUGAUGGGUUCGGCUCAGAAUUCUACGAAAAAGAUGAAUAAGGGAAAAGCCAAGGGUAAGGAUGAUGAUGAUGAUUAUAGACCUGAAGAGGAGGGUCCCACCUCUUUUAGUGAGGAGGAGGAGGAGGAAAAAGAUGAUCAUGAUGAUGAUUAUUUGGGUGGAAAGGCUUCUGGGUCUGGCAAAAGAAAGAAGUCUGCGUCCAAAAAGGUGAGGAAUACAGUUCCAAAGUCUAAGAAGAAAGUUGCUGUUCGAAAGAUGUCAACUACUCCAGAUUACAUUGACGAUGAUGAUGCAUUGAAGAUGGCCAUUGCUCUUUCACUACAAGAUAAAGAUGGUGGGACUUCAGGGAGCUCUGAUAGGGUCAGUGCUAAUGUUAAUGAAACAAAGGGAAAAAUGCAGACCAAGGAAGAUGCUUGGAAUAAGAAGAGAAAAAAAUCGUUUGCUAGUAGGCUGCAGAUGACUGAGGAUGAACUUAUUCUCCACUUUUAUCAAUUUGAUGAAAAUUGGAAUGAUGGGAUUUCUGUGAGAGAUCUAGAAAGAGUAGCCAAGGCUCAUGACUUUACUUGGACAGACGAGGAAUUAUAUGAUAUGAUUCGUUGCUUUGAUAGUGAUGGAGAUGGAAAGCUGAGUCUUGAUGAUUUUCGGAAGAUUGCCGUACGUUGUCGCAUGAUAAAAGGGUGUGAAGAACCCUAAUGCUUCAAAAGUACAUGUCAAUUAUUACCACAUGAUGUAAAAUCUUCUUUUCU
Molecule: messenger RNA, 1037 nt
Organism: Morus notabilis
Lineage: Eukaryota; Viridiplantae; Streptophyta; Magnoliopsida; Rosales; Moraceae
Product: nucleolar and coiled-body phosphoprotein 1
Exons: 6
Coding region: 94-984 (296 amino acids)
Molecular function (GO): calcium ion binding
Source: RefSeq, a predicted model, not a curated record